AGAAGUUCUCCAGUUACUGUAGCCCUAAUUUGGCCUGGCGGCCUCAUCGGCAAUGGCACUAAGAAAUGGGAAGUACUAAUACACCAAUCAUCAACCUAAAUCCAGCUACAGAUGUAGGUCCUAUACUGCCCACUGUUGAUGAUAAGACAGGAGUGCCACAAUCGAACAUUCCAUUCUACCAUGAACUGUGGUUCAUUAUACUAAUGGCAAUUCUUGGGUUGAUGUGUGUAGCUAUUUUCUUGUCCAUCCUACUACAAAAGGCAGUAAAUAAACAACCAUACAAACGAGAAAGGCCACCUUUAAUUCCAUUAAAGAAGAGGACUAAUCUACCUAAUGAAUCCUUCAUGUUUGAUGCCAUUGCAGCAACCUCCGAUGCUUCAAGUUCUGUCACAUUGAAGAGUUACACAAUGUGUUUCGAGGGGCUUACGGACACCAAAAUUUCAGAACAUAGAUCUCACAUGAGUAACUGCAACAUGUCAGUGAUACAUGUGCCAAGCCGGAGUCAGCUGGGUCACACCAGUUCUCAGACUUCCCUGCACCGCAGCGUCAGUCAGCUGGUCGAUACCCAUGACAAGAAAUCCCUGAUGGAAAGCUCAGUGUGGGAAUUCUUUGCACAGGGACGUGACAGUGGAAUGUACCCAGAUGAUGAUGAACUAUUGGAGUCUAUCAAAGGUUUUAGUUCAGUUACAAAAGAGCACACAAUAUUUACAGACACCCAGUUAUAAGAAAAAUACUCCACAAUCAGGUUCCUCUACCUUUAAAGUAUUGUGUGUUGUUUAUAUGUUUCUUUGUUUUGAAAAAAAUUGGGAGGCAAAUCAAAGAUUAUCAGUUAGUGGCUACAAUUGCCAGUUUUCAGCAGCAGUAUUUCGUUUCCUAUGAAUUUUAAUUUUGGCGUAAAUCUUAAUUCCACAAGUUGCAAUCCAGAGUGUGAAAAGCUUUUUGACCAGCAGAGGGCGGCAUUUUAGAGUUUUUGUGUGUGUGAGUGUGUGUGAAAAUACUAUCUCAAUUAAAGAUAUAAAAUUCAAUGAAUGACACCUGUACAACUUCAUCUUCAUACCAAGUCAAGGUUCAGGGAAAUCUGAAAUGAAGAAAGGAAAGCUAAAGACUAGCUACAAGGUAAUAUAUUAGCCAGAUAGGAAAACCAAAUUAAUAUUACAGUUAAGUAACUUUUAUUGCUCCCUCCGCACCUAAGCUGAUCCAAAUUUCUGCCUUCCAUAUUCCAGCUAGUACCAAGUCUAUUCACCCAUCACCUUUACACAGGUAUAUCCAUUAUCUCCUUAGCUGACUAAUUCUACAAUUAUAAAAUUCCCUCCGUUUCUAUUUAUGUUAUACAAACAAGCUGAAGAAUACAUUAAAAUAAAGUAAAUAAUCCUGUAA
Messenger RNA from Hypanus sabinus (Atlantic stingray), 1377 nucleotides. Its product is annotated as usherin. NCBI's taxonomy places the organism in Eukaryota, Metazoa, Chordata, Chondrichthyes, Myliobatiformes, Dasyatidae. The transcript is spliced from 6 exons. The coding region runs from base 66 to 725 and encodes 219 amino acids. The record is from RefSeq and is a predicted model, not a curated record.